GUUUUAGGGAGCAAGCCAGCGCUUCCUGAGAGUGAUGAUGGUGAUGAUGAGCUGGCCGACAUUACAAACAGGAGAAGUGCUAAACUAUAUAUGGUGUCAGAUUCAAGUGGAUCCAUGAAGGUGUCCAUGGUUGCAGAGGAAAACCCCUUCUCCAUGGCUAUGCUUUUGUCUGAGGAGUGCUUCAUUUUGGAUAAUGGUGCUGCAAGGAAGAUCUUUGUGUGGAAAGGCAAAGAUGCUAACCCACAAGAGAGAAAAGCUGCCAUGAAGAAUGCUGAACAAUUCAUACAGCAGAUGAAUUAUCCUGCCAACACACAGAUUCAAGUCCUUCCUGAAGGAGGUGAAACGCCAAUUUUCAAACAAUUUUUCAAAGACUGGAAGGAUAAAGAUCAAAGCGAUGGCUUUGGCAAAGUAUAUGUCACAGAGAGAGUGGCUAAAAUUGAGCCCAUUGAAUUUGAUGCUACCAAGUUACACGAGUCUCCACAAAUGGCUGCCCAGCAUAACAUGGUAGAUGACGGUUCAGGGAAAGUAGAGAUCUGGCGUGUGGAAAGCAGUGGCAGAGUUCCUGUGGGACCUGAGACAUACGGACAGUUCUACGGUGGUGACUGCUACAUUAUCCUCUACACUUACCCUAAAGGGCAGAUUAUCUACACAUGGCAAGGAGCCCAUACUACAAAAGAUGAACUGACUGCAUCUGCAUUUCUGACUGUUCAGCUGGAUCAGUUAUUGAAUGGUCAGGCUGUGCAAAUCCGAGUCAGCCAAGGCAAAGAGCCUGCACAUUUACUGAGCUUGUUCAAAAACAAACCACUUAUUGUCUACAAGGAUGGCACAUCCAAGAAGGAAGGUCAGAAACCUGCUCCACCCACACGACUCUUCCAAAUCCGCAGGAACCUGGCAGCCAUUACUAGGAUUGCGGAGGUCGAUGUUGACGCAGUGUCACUAAAUUCUAAUGAUGUCUUUGUUCUGAAACUGCCAAACAACUCUGGCUACACCUGGGUAGGAAAAGGAGCAAACAAAGAAGAGGAACAAGGAGCUCAAUACAUUGCCAGCGUUCUUAAAUGCCAGACUGCUAAGAUUAAUGAAGGCCAGGAACCCGAGGAAUUCUGGAAAGCACUUGGAGGCAAAAAAAAAUAUCAGACUUCAUCACGACUCUUGACAAAGGCUGAAGAUCAUCCCCCUCGCCUGUUUGGUUGUUCUAAUAAGACUGGCAGAUUUAUUAUUGAGGAGGUCCCAGGUGAAUUCACUCAGGAUGAUUUGGCUGAAGAUGAUGUCAUGUUGCUGGAUGCUUGGGAGCAGGUUUUUGUCUGGAUUGGGAAGGAUGCUAAUGAAACUGAGCAACAGGAAUCUGUUAAAUCUGCCAAACGCUAUAUUGAAACAGAUCCUUCAGGCAGAGAUAAGGGGACCCCCAUUGUAAUCAUGAAGCAGGGGCACGAACCUCCGACAUUCACAGGCUGGUUCCUGGCUUGGGACUCCAACAAAUGGAAGAACUGAUCUAUCCAAGGAGGCUCCAGCUUCAAGCCAAAGAAUGAUCAGAACCCAGCUACUUUCUAGUAUUUUUAAGCAUAAGCUUAUGCAACAAUAUGAUGCAUUUGUUGUUACGCUUUCCCGAGCUUUGAU
Cariama cristata (Red-legged seriema) is the source of this 1614-nucleotide messenger RNA. RefSeq names its product scinderin (gene SCIN). The record is from RefSeq and is a predicted model, not a curated record. Gene Ontology annotation, cellular component: actin cytoskeleton; cytoplasm. Gene Ontology annotation, molecular function: actin filament binding; phosphatidylinositol-4,5-bisphosphate binding. Gene Ontology annotation, biological process: actin polymerization or depolymerization; barbed-end actin filament capping; actin filament severing. The annotation marks the transcript as partial. Lineage: Eukaryota; Metazoa; Chordata; Aves; Cariamiformes; Cariamidae. The transcript has 12 exons.